Molecule: messenger RNA, 729 nt
Organism: Talaromyces amestolkiae
Lineage: Eukaryota; Fungi; Ascomycota; Eurotiomycetes; Eurotiales; Trichocomaceae
Exons: 2
Coding region: 1-729 (242 amino acids)
Source: RefSeq, a predicted model, not a curated record
AUGACCGAAGCAUCAUUCACCAGAAGCUUUUUACAGUCGGUAGACACAAAGCCCAUCAGGCUGCCGUACGACUAUGUUGCCGACCCGGUGACGACACGGCUGCCCGUGCCAUAUACACUCCCCCGCCUACAAGCCCCGCACCCUCCAAUGGCAAAGAAGAUCAAAACCUCAGCUGCGCCGGGCUCCGCGAAAUCAGUCACCAUUCAAUUGAAAUCUGCAAGAAAUCCCGUUCUCGACAUAUCGCUGGACAAUGUCCCCCUCACGACGACAAGCAUUCACGACUUGCGCGAAGCAGUGCGCCAACGGACCGUUGCGGCUGACGGGACGCAGCCGCCAGCAGCGGAUAAGAUCAAGAUAUUAUAUAAGAAGAAACCUGUCGGCGGGAGCUCAGAACGGACCCUAGCCGAGAUUCUAGGCGAUUCAGAACCCGAAGUCCUCGGCGGAGGUAAAACAGUCGAGUUCGGUAUCAUGAUCAUGGGAGGCGCAUCGGUCAAACCAGAAGUCACAGAGUCGCCUACGGGUGCGGGAGCCAAGGUGACUGAAACGGAGCCGUAUCCCUCGAAACCAGCGGAGGGCGCCAGUGGAUUUGAGGUUCUGCAAACCGAGGAGUUUUGGAAAGAUUUGGAAGGGUUCUUGGAAUUACGAACAAAGGAUACGGUGGAAUCUCUGAGAUUAGCGGGUAUUUUCAAGAGGGCAUGGCAGGCUGAUGCUGCCCAGUCUAAGUCGUAA